ACAGAAUUGAGUCUUUCUCCACCAAUCUCAUAUCAAUAUAGUGUGUUAUGCUCUCUCUUUCUGCUCUCCAUUGGAAUGCUCGCCCUCCUCAGCUUAUUACUUAAUUCAAAUCAGUGUGUAAUCUUUGUAUCAUCCACCCGGGAACUACUUAGUUUAAACAAGUUUAAACAUGGAGGGAACAGAAAGAACAAGAUCCAUAUUCUCUUCGUAAGUUGGACUUGGAGAUCACCAUUCAUCAAUCACUACAUAAACCGCUAAUCACCUGCCCAAACUUCUUGUCCCCUCCAGCCCUCCAGCAAAAUAUGGCACUUUGCAAGAGUAGUAUUAAUGGUGCUGCUGUAAAUCUGUUGCUGCUUGUGCUGCUUCUGUGUAGCUAUUGUUCUCAACUUGAAGCGAAGACCCAUUUGCACAAAUGGGAUGUAAGGUACGAGUACAAGUCGCCAGAUUGCUACAGAAAGCUGGUCAUGACCAUCAAUGGGAGGACUCCUGGACCCACGAUCACCGCCGAACAGGGAGACACCAUCGUCGUCGUCCUAAAGAACAGCCUCGGCACAGAGAACACCGCCAUUCACUGGCAUGGCAUCCGCCAGUUUGGUACACCGUGGAGCGACGGUGCUGAAGGCGUCACCCAGUGCCCCAUCUUGCCUGGCGAAUCCUUCACUUACAGAUUCGUCGUCGACAAGGCGGGGACUUUCAUGUACCACGGGCACUACGGGAUGCAGAGGGCGGCUGGUCUGAAUGGGUUGAUCAUCGUCUCGCCGCGGCUCGGCCUUCCUGAGCCGUUCACGUAUCAUCACGAUCGGUCAAUACUAUUGACAGACUGGUACCACGCCAGCACUUUCGAUCAAGCUGUCGGCCUCUCCUCCGUACCCUUCGUUUUCGUCGGGGAGCCGCAGUCGCUUCUUAUCAACGGAAGAGGGGAGUACAAUUGCUCGCUGGUGGCGAAGACGCCGGCGCCGGGAACCGGGAAUGGGUCCAUCCCCACCUGCAAUUCAAACAGUCCUGAAUGCGCUCCGUUUUCGUUAACUGUUGUCCAUGGCCGCACCUAUCGCCUCAGGAUCGGCAGCUUAGCUUCACUGUCGACUAUUAGUUUCCAAAUAGAGGGCCACGAGAUGACGGUGGUGGAAGCGGAUGGGAGCUACGUGGAACCGUUUGUGACGAAGAACCUCAUCAUCUACUCCGGCGAGACGUACUCGGUCUUGGUGAAAGCGGACCAACCGCCGACGAGGAAUUACUGGCUCGUGACCAGCGUCGUUGCCCGGAAACCCGCGACGCCAAACGGUUUGGCGAUCUUCAACUACUAUCCGAACCACCCGCGCCGGAAUCCUCGCACUUCCCCGCCAGCGGGGCCUCAGUGGAACGACACCGCAUCGCGUUUGUCUCAAAGUCGGGCCAUUAAGGCCCGGAAAGGCUACUUCGAGAGUCCGCCUCAAAAACCGGAUCGGGUCAUCGAGCUGCUCAAUACCCAAAACAAGAUCAACGGCCAAUUUAAAUGGUCGUUAAACAACCUAUCCCUCGCCCUUCCCUCCACUCCUUAUCUGGUCGCGCUGAAGAAAAAGUUGAAGGGAGUUUUCGAUGCAGAGCAGCCACCGGAUCAGGUAAACCUUGACAGCUACGAUAUCUAUGAUGUGGCGAAGAACGUUAAUGCAACAUCUAGUAGCAGAAUUUAUAGUUUGGAGUUCAAUUCAACUGUCGACAUUGUGCUCCAGAACGCCAACACCAUGACUCCAAACAAUAGUGAAUCGCACCCCUGGCAUCUCCACGGGCAUGAUUUCUGGGUUCUGGGGUAUGGGGAAGGGACGUAUGAUUCGAAUCGGGAUCCUCAAUACUACAAUCUCGUGGACCCGAUCAUGAAGAAUACGGUGCCGCUGCAUCCCUACGGAUGGACAGCUAUCAGGUUUCGAGCUGACAACCCAGGAGCGUGGUUCUUCCAUUGCCACAUUGAGUCUCAUUUCUUCAUGGGAAUGGCAGUGGUGUUUGAAGAAGGGAUCGGAAUGGUUGGACGUCUGCCUUCCUCCGUUAUGGGCUGUGGCAAAACCAAGCCCCAUCGCAGCCUGGGAUAAGAUAACUACUGGCCAAUUUCCUAUGUUGUGCACUAUGCUUUGCCUUCUCUGGAUUGCAGAUUUAGACUAGGUAUCCUGAAAACCUGACAGAUGAGAUCCUUAUGUAAGUUAUAGCGGAAAUAAACUUUUCACAUGUAACAGGCAGCCAGCUGCAGCUGCUGAUUGCUGAGUUCAGACUGCAUCUCUAGCUCUCCAUGUUUGAGUAGAGGGAUCAUUCUCAAUAGCAAAUAGCAUUCCCUUCACAACUUUCGGAAAUGAUUACUUCAACUCAUCAAGACGAAAGAGAAUGAUACAAAAGUAAUAACAUAAUGAAAAAAAUAAAACAAU
Messenger RNA from Linum trigynum, 2390 nucleotides. NCBI's taxonomy places the organism in Eukaryota, Viridiplantae, Streptophyta, Magnoliopsida, Malpighiales, Linaceae. The record is from the annotation of a GenBank genome assembly.